AUGGAAUAUGAGAUAGCCAAAAAAAUGGGUAACUUUAAGCUCGCAUCAUCAAUCCUUGCUGAGAGCUAUACAUCGCGCAAUAGUCGAUGGGCGGAUGAAGUAAGCAAUAUUUUCGCGGGUCUACAGUCUGCUCCCGUUAGUCAGCAGUGUCAGAAGUUAUUUUUUGCACUCCCGCAUCGUAUUCAGACGGAUAUGACUAUUUCCUAUCUCAAUACCGUAUUCACUACCGUUGAAUCCAAAGCAGAUUUCAUACUUCAAUUUCUCACUAACAAAUUAGAAAUGCUUGUGGAAGGCGGUGUUGUUGGAGUCCUGCUAGAGAAUCUCAUUGACCUGCUUAUGGCCGCAGAGCAGAAGCAUUGCCAAGCUUUUAGCAGUCGGAUACAAAAUUGUAAAGUUAUUUCGAGUCCUCCACAAUCACCUGCUAAGGAAGUCACAAGUCUACCUUCCACGCAACCUUGUCCGACGAAUGAAUUUAGCGGAGAUUUCGAAACCGACGAAGGUGAGGAAGGUGAAGUUCUGGAGGAAGCUGAUGAUGAUGAUGAGGAGGAAAUGGAUGACGAAGAUGUUGAUAAUCAGGGUUCAAGGCUGCUAGUCGAGAAGCAGUGUAUUAGUGCACUGAAUUUUCACAGGAUGCGACUAGCUUGCGAAGUUUUUCCCAUGGUCCAUCGCACACGCAAUGGAAUCAAAAUUAGUAGUUCUCAGCUACAUACGCUUGUCGUAAAGUCAUUUCAGUUCCUUCUUACAUUUGCUGCACAAGUUCCUUUUGCGGCGAAUAGUUGCCCGGAAAUCUUCGGCCUCUCGGGGCCUCUUCCAGAACUGUUAAGAAUGGAGCCUGCGAAGUACUUACGGCUUUUUCUCGACAUGGCUUCAGACCUCUUAAAAUGGCCUGUUACAGGACCUUCCUUCCAAAUCCAACAUCACUCGGACAUCUUUGACAUGCUUCGAACGUGCUACCACAUUUAUAAGGACCUGGAGCACGAAGUCCAGCGUCAAAAAGGCGGUAGCGGCAGUGGUGGUGGUGGUGGUGGGAGUGGUGGUGCGGGUGUUAAUAAUAGCAAGAAGCGUACCUCUGCCACGGCCCACAGUCUGUUCACAGUAGCUAAUCAAUUCGUUUGCAUAUUUUGGUCGCUCUUUGUUGAGAAAGGUAUUGCUUGCCUACGAGAAUUCAGCCUUCGGACUUGUGUGCCCUUUUGCACCACAACAGCCGCUUUAUCGAUAGACGGAUGUGAUCUGCCUAUGGAUGAGCAGCUUUCGGAGUCACUUCACUUUCUUCAGUCACUGUGGUCUCUACGACUUCGUUUCAAAGCUCAGGAGAAGAAAUCAAGGUCAAAGUCUUCCAGGAAGGUCAAGUCGGUAUUAGAAGACGCUUUUUCCUCUCUUCAGCCACAAGGUGGUGCUUCUGAUCCCAAAUUUAGCUGUCUUCUUGAGUUAUUGGUUCGUGUUAACCUGAUACUAGCCGGUUUGAAUGAUGUAAAUGCGGAUUUUGAGGAGGUAUUUGAGAAUUCGGCCCUACUAAUCGGUGCUUAUAGCGAAGAUCAGUUCCGAGCAUUGCAAUGCUUAUUAAGCGCGACAAAACUUUGUUUGAAGCCACCAACGCAGGCAAAACAGUUAGCUGCUGAUCGUUUACGACUUGUUCACCGUGUUCUCGAGCUGAAGCUCAAUGAUACUGAAGAAAGUCGGUCGUGGACGAAGCUAUCGAAUCAAACGAUUGUGAUUUCAAUUGCAACGUCAAGGCAUGCUGCUGAAGCUUGUAUGGCCUGUGUUGAGCGGUGGCUGGUGGGGGCUAUUACUGCGCGGUCUUCGGUUGAUGCAGCGUGUCUGGCUUUUGUUUUACAUCAGAAUCCAUUUUGGGCGCGAUUGUCGGAUUUCACAUGUCCAGCUGACUUAAAACUUCCCCUUGACGAGAUCUUGGUAUUUCUCCUCGACCUAAUAAAUGAUGCAACCUUAGUACACCUUCAACCCCUUGCUGUUGAUUCGCUCUCCUCUCUCUUGUGGUAUCUUCCAAUAGAGACACAGGCCUUGGAAAUUCGCAAUCUCUUCCGCCUUCAGGAUUGGUGUUUUGAUCAAAUGAAGUCUGCUCCAUCUGGCAACGUUGCUCUACUUCUCUGCCAUGCUCAAAAUGUGUGCUUUUAUUCUCGCAGAUACCUUCAAUGUAAUUUUAUCUCCUUUUUGGAAAGUGUUCUCAUGUGUUUUGAGUGUGGGUGGUCGGAUCUCUCGGGUCUAGGGUGGUUCCUGCGCUUACUUCGAUGGGCUGUGGCGGAAGUCUGCACCACUCCAGAUCUUCAUAGGUCGGUAGUCACUUGCUUCGUUAAGCGCGCACCAAUUCUUUUUAAGUUCUGGCCGAAAUUUCGGGACACUGCUUGCCGGUACUUGACGCCCAAUCUCCAUCUGCCAACUUUGGAUAUCAAGGACAGGUCAUCUUCUAUUUUGGCUCAAGCAGUUGGUGGGUGUCUGAACGACUCCUUCGCCCUAGAUGGCUUUUAUGUAACAUCCCCAAUCUUAGAAAAUCAAUUUAAUAACUGGAAGGAUUUGGUCAAAUCCUCACUAGUCUAUUUGCCUCCUGAUGCCUCUUUCAUGGUUGAAGAACAGCCCUUUUUGCUGCCCAGUCGAAUCAAUCGGCGGCCCCAGCCAAAUUGCGUUGAUACUGGUUGUGAAUUGUUGGCUUUUUGCCGAUGGAUUGUCAAUACUAGUGUUUUUCUGAAAGAUAGCAUUCCGAUAGAAGAGAUAAGACCGUUUUUUUGUCUUCUGGUAAAUUUUUACUCAACGGAGUGGAGUCGACAUGCUGAUCGAAUGAGGUUUCAAGCAGAGGACUCAAUUUUUUCGCAGUUCUCUGGGAUGAGCGACUUCUUUGCCACUUUUGGCGCUCUCUUGGUAGCCUUAGAGGCCUUUAAACUGACUGAGUUGCUUGACGCAUUUAAAGUUCGUUUACCUGAUUAUCAACAAUCGUGGAUUUAUGAAUGCCUUUCUAAAUUGCUGCUAGCUGAUGAGGAAAUGGGCUGGCUGUGGUGGCCAGUCUUUGAUUGGGUGCUUCGAUUUCAAUGGCAAAGAGCCGUUGAAACGAAGUCUCUUCAAAGCCUAAAGUGUUUCAUUGCCCUGGACGUGAUUUCGAAAGUGCUAGGCUCCGCAAGAAGUUUUCUCGCUAUUGAAGUCGGAAUAUCAACUGCAGUGACAGGGUUGGUUAUUUCUUCCUAUUGCGUCCAACAUAAGCUCCAAAGUAUUGAUGGUUUCUCUUCUUCUAUUGACCGAAUUUGGAAUCAGGCUUUGCUAUGGUUUGAGCAAUUGUCGGCAUCCAACCACGAAGAUUCCCGCUACAGAAACGAAAUGCGUCGUGCUCUUCUCCACGACAGACUCAUUACAUGCCUCUUGGAGAGCUUGCUUAGGUUAGAUGCAUUCAUUAUCGCUGAUCACAUCUACGCACCGUCACGCACUCAGCACCUUGCUCUACUCUGGAGCGUACUUCUCUCACCUACCGUAUUUGGUAAUCCUUUUGUUCCCUGGCGUUACCGUCUGGGUCUCUUUGUUUACCUUGUUUGGCCCAAAAUCUCUAUGGAAAUAGUCUGUUCAACGGAAACGGUACUGCCUCCACCUCUGGUGUUUCUUCUUUCCACUCAUUCAUCGGCUUCUGACAUCCUUCGAUACUACUUCCUCCAUUGGAGCUUGGGUUAUCUUCUCCAUCCAGAAGAUCCACUUCCUGAAGCAUUUCCUCGUGUCAAUACAGUUCCAGUGUUUGGUGAGAAGCAUAUGCAGUUGAUCGAGAAGUUCGUACCUUCACAUCUGCCAGAACCACCAGAUCUAUGGACGCGCCUCUUCUUUCACUUGGUUUCUCCAGGAACGGUUGAAACAUCAUGCCUUCAAGAGGUGGUGGAUUACACGUUAUUGGAUGUGGAACAGCGUUUUGGCCUUGCAAACGUACUGUUUGCACUCCUGCAGAAGGUUCCAGAAAGGAACUGGCCGCAUCACCUUUGUCAGUUGAUACGAAGUCUGUUUGGACACAAAUCGGCGAAUCAGCUGCCUGCGAACGUUGCUGCGCAUUGUAUUGACAUAGAUCUAGAUGAUGAUAAUGUAUCGUCUUCGAUAUCUGAUUCGAACAUUGCUCGUCCCCACUCUUUUGAGUCAAAAGUACAUUUACCAUUGAAUGUUUUUUCUCAUUCCUCUCUACUUUCGAUUACAAUGAAGUGUCUGCAAGAAAUUAUCCCCAAACUGUCAUGGAGAAGCGCCUACGAUACAAGGUGGUUGGCGGAACUCCACCGAUUUUUGCGAAAUGUGCAGUUCUCUCAUUCUGAUAAUGAAACCGUUGUUGAGUUGUUCUGCAUUCUCAUAGAUACUCUAAGGGACGCACUAAAAGCACAGUUAAUUUUGAAGAGGUGGAGUCUUUUCCUUACAACCGUCACUGCAGUGAAUGAUUUUGGUGACGUCCUAUGCACUUACUUUACGGCAGCUGGAGAUGAAAUUUCCCAGAACGAAAUUUGGGAAAAGAUUGCUAGACAAGUUAUUAAGCUAGCCGAGGCGGCGUGGGCCGGUGGCGGAGUCAGAUGGCCUGAAUUCGGAGAAGGUUUUCUGCCUCCUAAUUUGGCCUCCGUCUUCUGUCAGUCAUGUGGGGUUUGGAUUCGGCUCCAUUCCCUUGGAUUGCUGGGUAAUGAGGUACCAGUCAUUCCUCUCGAUGCUUUUUUAACUCAAGGGGAUACAAGCACAGCGUUUCAACCACUCAAGUUUCUUCAAAGUAAAUCGAUUAUAACCUUCCAACAAUUCUUUCCAUCAACCUUUCUGCCUUUACAGAAGACAUUCAAGUCUUUGUGUUGCAUUGAGGGUUUCGUGGCCAUCACUUCGCAUCUACUUCGCCUCAUACUCCUGUUUGUGAGUGACAUUUCCGCCGACCUCGACCACAACGCUUCUCGCAUUGGCUUCUACUUGGUCACCCGCUUAACCCUCCUCUUUAUGGGGCUCUUCGUUGAUCAUCAUGCGAAUACUGAUGAACCAACUUUCUCACUGCUUUCUUCUCCACCCUCUGCGGUAGACGAUGUAGAGCAGACGGCAUCACAACUACUCUCACGGGUCGUCUCUCUCAAGCCAGAUUUUAUUCUUAAUCUAUCGGAAGCUCUUUUGGAAGUAGGCUGUCAUUUUUUGGAGGAUCCAUGCGAAUCAAGUGCGGACUCAAUGUGGGAUCCUCUCGGUGGUUACUAUCCUCGCAUAUCCGUAUGGUUGGCUUUAGCUCGCUUCAUAAGGCUCCUUAUUUCCUCCUCUCCGAAUGCUACACCAACCUCUAAUAGCUACCUCAACUGGCGUCUUAUCAGUGGUAUUGUGGAUUUCAUUGACGCCGAAUAUGAGAGCAAUCGGCUUCAAAACAUUGGAUUCCUAUUAAGUGCUUUACUAGCUAAUAUAAAAGUAGUUGUGGAGACUACCAGUGUCAUCUACGGUGACCAGCUCAUCGAGAUUCUAGAUCAUUUACUUCAAGUGUCUGGAGGAACUCGCUUCUCAAAUUCAAUCUGUCACCUUGACAACAUCUUUGAAGAUAAUGCACUCCUUGAACCUUAUCAGUCGCACUUCAGUCGCCACUGCAAAUGCGAUCGACGGGAUGUUAAUGAGGAACUUCAACGUUUUUUGAAGUCGACCGAUUUUAUGCAUCAUCCACGGUUGCUGAAAUAUCGUGCCACAGGUCUUCGCCAAUUGACAGUACUUCUGCGACCCAGACAUGAAUUCACCGCAGCCCAACUCCAUGAACGCCUAGUCACUGUACCCCACGAUCGCAUUGAGGAGAAACUACGUUUAAUGGAGGCAUAUAGCGUUCGAAGUUGGGUUCCACCGACGGAAACUAAUGGCUAUAGUGAUGUGGUUAAUCAAAAGCGACUUCUCCGCAUGCUCAUUGAUCUAUCAGCAAGUAAAUAUAAGGUGGAAAUUGACUCGGAAACACGCCAUGCAAUGGCGGAAUGCGCUGUCUCGUUGAAGGAUAUCUAUACUGAUGAGAAGAGUGACGUUUACCCAUCUAACAGAGUAAAGGAAUUUAUUCUCAUAGACUUUCCUGACCCUAUGAUUGUGGAACAGUUGGAAUGUGUGAUUUCCAUUGCGAAUUGGAUUGCUUCUCCGAACUCUAUCAUUUCUCGACUUGGCCCUCAGUGCCUCCGUUGUAUUUUUAAUAAUUCCCGGCUGAGAAUGGCUCUCUUUGAUAGCCUCAACAUCUGGGAAGCUGAACACACGGCCGGCAUUUUAACGAAGUUAGCACCAUACGUAUCCGUUGACGAGCUAAACAAGGCACGAAACUCAGUAUCGAGGUCGGCAUUGAAGUUUGCGACCAAAAAUGUAACCGAAGCUGUCCUCCAGGACCUGGAACCUCAGACACUCGUUGACCUUGUGUUAAGCUACCAAGAUAUUCCAGAAACUAUUGUCGUGAAAAUCGCUGAGUGGCUUUUUGAUAGAGCCUUAGUGCUUGAUGAGUGCUUCUUGGCUCUUAAACCUCUUAUUCUUUCGGAGAUAACUAUGGCAAAACGGCUAAUACCCUGGAUGUUUGUCGCAAUUCUUGUGAAUUUGAGGCUCCUAUCCACUUCUUGCACUGGAAAGCACUUGAAACAAACUCUUUCAGGGUUGACGAAAGUGUUAAACUCCCUUCUAGAGGCAUCUCAGCUACCCCAGUUCCUUCUUUCCAUCCUAACUGCACUGCACACCUAUUCGCAAUGGCUCAUUCGUUCGGGGUAUUUAUUUAUUUCACCGACUCAUUGGCUAUGCCUUUUUAGUCCCAACAUACUGCAUGUGCAUUCUGUUUUCAGCAUCACAACAACCUUAGAAUGGGAUUUCGAUUGGCUAUCUGCCUCAAAACUUUCUCUCAAUGCUGGCUCAAAGGAGAAUGCUUGGCUUUUCUUUGAAUUGGCAUGGAUUAAGCGGCCACAAGAACUCCUUUUCAAUAGCAUGGCGCAGAAUCUUUGGAUUGAUCUGUAUCAAGCCCAGAAGGAUCUCGUUGGACUAAAGGCUGCACGUAUCGCAAUGGCUCAAUUUUUUGAUCACUCUGAUGAUGGCGCUGCCCUCGAGGAUCGAUUUCGAUGUGCUAUUAAUGAAUUGAAUGGACAGCGAAGUCUUCUACAGGAGGAGGAGGCGGGACUGAGCGGCCAGAUCAGCAGUGUCGACAUUGAACAAAUCGCCCUGCGUUUCCAUCACCUCGGGGCUGAUAAAGCAUUCGCGCAUCUUGCUGCUGGCCUCCUAUCACAAGGCGAUGAGAACCUACCGGCUUUAACUGAGGCUAAAUAUCGUGUUGCUUGGCGGUCUAGUAGCUGGAAAAUAGGUGGAUCAAUGAUGCCCACCUUUCGAUACAAUGAUCUCCUUGGCAUUGACUUUAAAACUCUUCCGACUCCCAGAGUUCACUCUCCUGCUCAUUCUACGCCAACUCUUCAGCUCGAACCCACCAAAACUGGACUUGAUUUUCAUUUCGAUGUGGGAUCCAAUUUGGAGAAUAUUCGGCGAUUGUGCGCUUCUUGUAUGAGCUGCUGGAAAGAGUCGGAGACAGUACCGCUACCAAACCUUGAGGACGAGAAAUUUGUCUACCUUCUCCAUCAAUCGAUUUACUGCGAAGAUUGGAAUCACGUCGGGAAAUUGGUCAAUGAUCGACGGUGCGAUUUGUUUGCUCAACCACUUGAAAGUGUUCCAGCUUAUUUUCUCCAUAUUAUGACUUUUAGAUCAUCAUUGCUGCAGUUAUUAUCUGAGAAUCUCACCACUUUCCAGUCAUUUGCAUCCGAAGUAAAUAUUUUACAAGCCUGGAGUCAUAUAAGUACUCUUCUACAAUCCAAACCAAAGGCUUCGAGUGCUAGAGCGGCCUCCUCACUUAUUCUUCUCCAAGCCUUCAUCGAAGAAUGCAUUGGCUGGGACGAGACCCAACCCACUUCCUUGCUGGAAGCUUCCUUGCGUCUGUCGAAAUCCCUUUCUGAUUCUGUCGGUGAUGCGUCUCCAUGGUUGUCACUGUUGAAUGUUCACGCUCAGUUACAACUUGCUGAUUUGUAUAUCAAGCAGGAAAACGCUCUUUGUGCUGAACGGAUGCUUAGGACGAUUCCACGAAUUGAAGCUGCUCCGAAAGAGCUGACUCUGAGAAAGAACAUUAGUUUUGCACUUGUUAGAUCAAGGCUGCAGCGCUUAUGUGGAGAGACAUCUCUGUCAUGCGCCAGAUUGACGAGUGUAUUAAAUGAUGCCACGGAGUCUAUUUCCGGCAUGAAGCUCACUCGUGAUACUUCUGCUUGUUUGCUGCUGGAAUCCUACCUUUCAAGCACUGUUUCACUUUGCAAGUGGCUAGCUGAAUGCGGCGCCAUGAGUUUGGCCGAUAUCGUGGUUCAACGGCUCAAACCGGCAGUUGAACUGGUCGAAAAAUCUUGGUCAUCGGAGGUAAAACAGCUUAUAUGCAGCUCGGCGGAUGCCUUGGCUGUUUUGGCAGAAUUUGCGGAUGCUCAGUACCAGGUUUUUGAUAGUUAUCUGCGAUCUACAGAGUUUUCAGCCAGGCGAAGACUUCUUUCUGAUGCAUAUGCAGAUGUUGAUUGCCUCACGGAAGUUGAUAAGAAAAGGUUUGCUCCUAUAAUAACUACAAUUGAUGGUUUGCUUGGAUUCAUUUUCAAGGCGCAGUUUGAAGAGUCUAUUAUAGGUGUGAUCGAUUCCAACCGUAAUGAUCACCAAGAUACUGGCUUCGUAAUCUGUGAGAGUGACAUAGGCACUGCUUUAACUUUAUAUUUCUCAGAAAGCUGUGCGAAUUUUUCAUGCCUUAUUAUUUGCAUGGCCAGUAAAUUCCUCCGACUGCUGCAGCGUCAAUCAAACUUGGAAAGUGUGGAAUUGGCGAAUCUUCUUUCCAGUCUUCAAAACUUCUUCUCCACUGCCAUCCUCGCCUACUGUCAGUGCCUUGCUAGGAGCGAUAACUUCAACUUAAAGAUCUAUCGUCUAGUCUCCCUCUUGCUGAAUGCACUCUCUCAGGUGGAGAAGAAUCUUGAGCGCCCUAGUUGCUACCUCAGUGAGGAUUCCGUGACCGAGAGCCUAUUCACACCUGCCUGGCUAGCCUCUUUGGAGGCCUACCUCAGAGCCAUACGAGUGGAUAAGUUCUUGCCCCUAUUUCCUCAACUCCUCGUCCGACUCACUACUCCCAAUGGGGAGAAUGGGCAGAGCAAGACACACGCAGCGUUUCAUGCUAUGCUUGUCGAGGUGAAUGGGAUUAUUUUAAGUGUCUUCCUCCGACAGGCACCAUGUCAAAUUUUAGCUAUCUUCUAUAUCGCAAAGUUUAUGAUAUCUUUUGUGCUAAAGGUCGAUAAGAGCAGCGCUCGAAUAGCUCUAGCUCGUCAGCUCUUCUCCGAGGUCUGCAGUUUGGACAUAACUCGUAAGAAACUCUUUGUGCAGAUGCAGGCUCUUGCAACAGCCUACAUUGAACUGGCCAAUGUGGAUGUUGAGGACAAACGCAGUGUAAAAGAAGACAUCCCAAUGCCACCAAGUUGCGCACUCUUACGACUCUCUUCUGAAGCAGAACGCUGUCUACAUCUUCUGCCAGUGAUUACAUGCCUUCCGCGAGUGGACUUUUCAGGGAAUUACCAAGACCUUGUUCGAGUGGUAGCUUUUGUUAACACCUAUCGUCUCGCUGGUGGUCUUAAUCUUCCAAAAAUUGUCACUUGUUUUUACAGCAGCGAACCAUAUUUUAGCUACAUUCUCCAACUCCAACUCCUCCAAUUGUCCCAAGUCAUCUUCCAUUUCUACAUCUUAUAUAAAUGCCAUGCGCAUACGGACUUAUAUGGUGCGUCUUUUGCUGUACUGAUUGCAGCUACUCUUUGCUUCCUUGCGGCAAAUACUCGGCCUUGGUGCACUUACUGUACAUUCUUUUUCUUUUCUCAACACGUGCAGGUGGUGCCUCUGGCACAUCGCAGCGGAUUGAUUGAAUGGUGCGAGGGCACUAUUCCUCUUGGCGAGUGGUUAGCUGGUGAGACCUUUGGAGCCCACCAGCGCUAUCAUCCAUCCGACCUUACACCUUCUCAGGCCAAGCUCAAACUGGCCGGUACGCGUGACAAGUCUCUUGAACAUAGGCUGGUCGUCUUUACGGAGAUCUGUUCCAAGAUGCAACCAGUUCUGGGGUACUUCUUUCUGGAAUAUUUUCCCGAGCCGAGUAUGUGGUACACGGCCAAACGGCGCUACACUGCGUCGUUGGCGACCGCCUCGAUUUUAGGCUAUCUGGUGGGCUUAGGCGACCGGCAUCCGCACAAUCUCCUCCUUCAUCCUACCACUGGUGAGGUGGUGCACAUAGAUUUGGGCAUCGCCUUCGAUCAGGGACGUCUUAUGCCAACUCCAGAGGUGGUACCAUUCCGACUGACGCGCGAUCUUGUCCACGCUCUUGGCCCACUGGGCGUGGAGGUGGGUUUCGUGGGCACCGCAGAGUUGGCACUUUGCGCCUUCUCCUCCGGCUCUGAGAUUAUUCUCACCCUCCUUGAGGUGCUGUUACAUGACCCACUCUACUCCUGGUCGCUUUCACCUGCCCAACUGUGCGCGCUGGAGGCGCGACGCGCGGAGAUUGCAGGAUGUACAACUUUUCGCGGGAAUGGUCACAGGGAGAGGCCUACCAUUGCCAACACUAACACUACAGUUCCUGCUGCUACCGCCUCGGGCUCCAUUGUCAAUCCUUGCGGGACUCUAACAGGAAGACAUCGAGAUUCGGUGAACCAAUUGGCUGAGCGAGUGCUACUGACAGUGCGAGAUAAGUUGGCUGGUCGCGUGGGGGGCAUUGGGAGCAGUGGUUUGACCGCAGGGACCCAGGCGGAGGGCGCUCUUGGUACGCUUAGGCCUGCUGGACACGUUGCCCUGCUUGUGCGCACCGCCACAGAUCCACAAAACCUCGGACGCAUGUAUUUCGGGUGGCAGGCUUAUCUUUGA
Hydatigera taeniaeformis is the source of this 10863-nucleotide messenger RNA. NCBI's taxonomy places the organism in Eukaryota, Metazoa, Platyhelminthes, Cestoda, Cyclophyllidea, Taeniidae. The record is from the annotation of a GenBank genome assembly.